Messenger RNA from Peromyscus maniculatus bairdii (prairie deer mouse), 794 nucleotides. Lineage: Eukaryota; Metazoa; Chordata; Mammalia; Rodentia; Cricetidae. The record is from RefSeq and is a predicted model, not a curated record.
UCUUCACAACCAGGAAUGUCUAUGUCUGGUGUAUUGUCUGCACAGUGUUCAACACAGAUACGGCUUCUUCAGAGAACUUCUGGUCAUAGAGAUCCCUGCCGCUUGUUUGACUCCAGAAUCGACAGUCUGAUUACAGAGGCUUUCACAUGUAUUAUUUCACCGUACUUCAUAGACAAUCCUGUGAAGCGGAUAGGUAGCUCAGAAGAUAAGAUAACAGUCUACUUCAAGAACCGUGAUGGUGAAACUCUAAAGACCACGGGCAAAGUCGGUGACUCUCUGCUAGAUGUUGUGAUUGAAAAUAAUCUGGAUAUUGAUGGUUUUGGUGCUUGCGAGGGAACGUUGGCCUGCUCUACCUGUCACCUCAUCUUUGAGGAUCAUAUCUAUGAGAAGUUAGAUGCCAUCACCGAUGAGGAGAAUGACAUGCUUGACCUGGCUUAUGGACUCACAGCCAGGUCACGGUUGGGCUGCCAAGUCUGUCUGACCAAGGCUAUGGACAACAUGACUGUGAGUGUGCCUGAGGCAGUGGCGGAUGUCAGGCAGUCUGUGGACAUGAGCAAGAAUUCCUAAAACACAAUAAAAAGAAAUAUUUUCAUGAAAAUUUACCUAUUUUUAUAAUUAUUUCUCAGUAUAAUUAAGUGAUUACACAACAGAAUGUAUUUCUCAGUAUGAGUAGCUCUGCUGUCUUAAUUCAGUUUGUAGUCCUGAAAGUCAGCAGUUUUUGUUUUGAUUAAAUUAUUAAAAUGUCAGUUUAAUUUUAGAAGAGAGUUGAUAUAAUAAACUCCUUACACAUUUUA